AUGAAUGAUUUAGUGAAGUAUUCUGAACAUACGUAUAUUACGUAUAAGAUGGUAUCUUUGGGCAAACAGUUCCCUAAAUCCAAUGGCAUUAAAACAAAAAAAGUCCGGAUUUAUGUCACCGAAAAUGACGCCACCGACUCUUCAAGUAAUGAAGAUGAAGAAACGCCAAUGGUUCAAAACCGAGUGAAAAAACAUGUUUACGAGAUUAGAAUAUCAAAAUACAUCUCAAACCGAACCGUGAACGAAAAUGCAAAGCCAGCCCAGAAUGCAGUGGCCAAAAGGAUGCCCAAUGGGGUUAAGAAGUAUAGAGGCGUUAGGCAAAGGCCGACCGGGAAAUGGGCAACGGAGUUCAGAGAUCCACUUCGGAAGGUCAGGCUUUGGUUGGGUACCUACAACACUGCAGAAGAGGCCGCCUUGGUCUACGACAGGGCUGCUAUACGCAGUAAAGGGCCCAAUGCACUCACCAACUUUCUUCAACCUUUGUUGCUUCCGGAACAUGUUGUAGAUGCAUCCACCUUUACGUACAUACACGAUUCGUGCCAACAAUCAAGAAGUUGUGGUUCUAAAGCCCAACAAUCAGAAAUCGGUGUUGUUGUUAAUGUUGGGGGGCUGAAGUGUGAUUAUGAUUUUAAUUCUGGCGACGAGACUCACAGUUUCAAAUCUCUCAAAUUUCAACCAGUUGAUGAACUUGGAUUAGAGACUCAAUAUGACUUUGGGUGGUUUAAUGAUUAUCUGGAUUCUCAGAGUCUUCAACCCAUGCUUUUGGAUGAAAUGAGUUCACAACAAACUCCCUUAGAAAAAAUUGUCCCGGAAAUUUCAGCCGAUUUUGGUUCCUUUGAAUGGGACGUUAAUGCAGAUCCUUCAGAUUUUCCGGCAGCAGACGGUAAAAUUGUUAAUUACGUUUAUUUAUGA
Molecule: messenger RNA, 912 nt
Organism: Quercus lobata
Lineage: Eukaryota; Viridiplantae; Streptophyta; Magnoliopsida; Fagales; Fagaceae
Product: pathogenesis-related genes transcriptional activator PTI6-like
Exons: 1
Coding region: 1-912 (303 amino acids)
Biological process (GO): regulation of DNA-templated transcription
Molecular function (GO): DNA-binding transcription factor activity; DNA binding
Source: RefSeq, a predicted model, not a curated record